CAUUUUACUAAUAACAGUAAACUACCAUAUAUUUUAGACCAUGUUCAGAAUAUCGUGUUGGUUUCUUGUUGGUUUCUUCUUUUCAGUUCAUUGUCUGCAAAGGCAAUUUCUGUAUUCCAGAUUGGAUAAACAAGUGGCCAAUUCAUCCCUUGCAGUGUUUUUAAGUGGCGCAUCAAGUCUUGCUCAUUGUGCAGGACAUUGUCUGGUAGACGAAUACUGUGUUGAGAUUCUUUACAGCGAGACGAGUCAACGGUGUAUUGGACUACAUUGUGUACAAAAGGGAAGCUCCUCGUACCAGUAUGUCGUCCUGGAAUCUCUACAAUGUCUACACUAUGAAAAAGACAUUAAUUGGGUAGAACAUUCUGGCCACUAUUAUUUCUAUGGAGAAGAAGAACUAACAUGGGCGGUCGCUAAGCUAGAAUGCCAGAAACUAUGUGCAUACCUGGUAGAAAUUGAAACUCAAGAAGAAUCGGAAUGGUUGGCGGCUACGUUUAUUAUGAAAGAAAGUUGUCCUCCUAACGUUUACACAACAUGCUCAGCUUGGACCGGUGGGAAUGACCUUGACUCUGAAGGUCAAUACGUGUGGGACCACUCGAACACGACAAUCGGCUUUUCUUACUGGCAACCAACAGAGCCAAGCUUAGGCGCCCCUGAUAAGGCUGCGGUUCGUGACUGCAUCGACGUGUUUAGAAAUGGGAAAUGGAAUGACAGAGUGUGUACUCAUUUAAAGCCAUUCAUCUGUGAAAAAAAUGCGUAA
Molecule: messenger RNA, 757 nt
Organism: Magallana angulata
Lineage: Eukaryota; Metazoa; Mollusca; Bivalvia; Ostreida; Ostreidae
Product: lectin BRA-3-like
Exons: 4
Coding region: 41-757 (238 amino acids)
Molecular function (GO): signaling receptor activity
Source: RefSeq, a predicted model, not a curated record